UAUCGUCAACUAUCAUCAAGCAAUAAACGACAGUCGAACGAAAGAACUUAAAAGAAUGAUAAUUUCGUCAAAUAAUAAGGAAUAAAUACCAAUCCAGAAGAGCAGGAUGGAAGCGUCUGUUUCCCAGCAAAUGAGUCACCCUGAUGAAGGCCAGCAUCUUCAGACAGGUUUCACCACGGCAGACGGCACCACACCGUACAGCUACGACCCCGAGUUCCAGUCACCAGCUGUUGGAGGGAAUGGCUACCCAGCUAGCUUCCCCCAGUACUCUGCGGAGCCACCUCCAUCAUCCUUCCAGCAGGACAGCGGCUGGCUGGGAGCUAGUGGACUGGGGUAUAACAGCGAGGAAGAUGCCUGGUCACAGAGUGAUGAUAUAUCUUUGGUUGGACCCGAAGAGAGCCUUCUUGAUGAAAAUGGUACCAAGCAGUCGCCAACUCAGAAGUUCUCAAGAGAUGACAAGUUAAGGAUGCUAGCCCUCAGACGUCACUUAGAUAACCUUGACGGACAGCUCCUAGAUCAAGAGAACAUAGUCGAUACUACCAGGGAGGAACUUCAGAAGUGUCGGACGAGCAUUGAAGCGCUGACCUUGGAGCGUGACCACGUGAUGAUCCAGCUGGACAUAUGUCAGAGAGAGGGUCACUCGGCCAACAUGUACCGACUUGAGAGCAAGUUAGGCAAACUGGCUAAAGAGCUAGAAGCAGAAGGCAUGUUAGAAGCACAGAUCGUGGAUAGAUUGGAUAUAGCAGAGUUACACCUGUCCCAGUUUGAUCUUGAUCGAGGCAAGUACCUUCUGGAAGAAGAAGAGCUUCAAAAGAAGGAAGCCGAUCUGGAAUUGGAGAGGAAGGGCAACGCAGCUAGGCGAGCACAGAAGGAAAGCAAGUAUCUAUCCCAGGCAGAACAGAGGCGUAAGAUAAGAGACAGGGAUCAUAUAGAGGCCUUGAUGGAACAUGAUCGGAAACACCGUGAGGCAUUGAGCGCUGCCAAGAAGAGCCAAGAAGUCGCUUCACAAUACCUCAAACAGUCUCUGGCAAAGUAUCGUCAGGAGGAGGCUGAUGAAUUAGUAAAAGAAAAAGCUCAUGCCGAAAAAAGAAUGGGAACUCUGCUCAAGCUCAAGCAAGAUAUCAACUCCAACAGGGAUAAUCUGAAAGCUUUGCAGGCGCGCAAUCGUUAUGAAGCUAAACUGGAUAGGAAAGAAUCUGAGCAGGUGAGAGAACAACUGAUUGAAGGAGGAGAGAACUCUGCCGAGGUCAUGCUAACAAAGAAUAGGAUUGAUGAAAGAGAAAACAAUAAAAAGAAGUAUAAAGCGGACCAACACCAGAAGCAAGCUCAGCUUCUCUCACACAUCCUGAACGAAGAGAAACAGAUGAGGAAACGGCAGAAGAUGUAUCCCCACCUCUAUGAAGACCCUAAGCGGGAGAAGUCGUUGAGGGUGAAGCCACACAAACGCAAGUCUCCCACCAUCCUCAGAGAGAUGGCCUAUCCCGAGGAUAAUUAUCAGGACGAAGUGGAUGAUGCUGGAGAAGGAGAAACUGAGGGGGGCAGAGAAGGAGCCAUUACUAUCACAGAGAAGAUGACCCUAGAUUCAUCAGAUGAAGAGGAAGAGGAUUUCUUGUACGGAGGAUCUUCUGGUGUUACCAUGGCGAUGGGUACAGUGGAGGAUCCAAUCAAGGAGGAUCUAGCAAAGCCUGAGUUUGAAGGAUUGUGGAAUAAACAACACAAGGCAUACAAGAUCCCUAAGGAUGAAGGGCAGAUCUAUACCCUGAACUACCCUAGUAAGAUGGAGAAAGAGAUCAUGGCUGCAGCACUGGAUAAACAUCGCUCAGGCAUCGUGAGGAAACAGAUUGCUGCUGGCAGGGAAUUCAAAGGGUGCGCCUUCGUCAGUAAGCCCGAGAUCGUCCACUUCAAGGAUUUUGAUGUUGGUAAAUCGUACAAGAAGCGUAUCAUCCUGACCAAUAUCUCCUACAGUGUUAACUUCUUGAAGUAUGUCGAUCUAUCAGAGCACCUUAAAGACUUCAUUGAUGUCCAAUUUGAUCCACCCGGUCAGAUGUCAGCUGGUAUGAGCUGUGAAAUGCUUGUCACAUACAAACCAAUGAUUAAUGAAGACCUUGAUGGAGAGGUUCAGUUCUUAGCCCAGACUGGUCCUUUCUGUGUUCCUGUCAAGUGCUGUACCAAGAAAUGUGAUCUUUCCAGCGAUGUUGACUCCGUGAACUUUGGCACCCAAGUGGUAGGAGAGACGCUGAAGAAGACGAUCACUCUCUUCAAUAAGGGAGCUAAGGGAUGUAACUAUGAGUUCAUCAAGACAACAGGUCUGAAAGCAAGGACAGUAACAUCAGCAGGCACAUCACUUGGAAGACUGACCACGGCUGAAGAGACAUUAGUGGAGAUAGAAGUGACUGAACCGACACCAAAGAAAGGAAAGAAAGGCAAAGGCAAAAAGAAGGAUGAUGAGAAAGCCAAAGCAAGAGCUAAAUCUAAAUCAGAGACGCCAGUAGGUGAUGCAGUCCCAAGUACAUCACCUAGGAAAGAAGACAAGAAAGAUGAGGAAGAGAAGAGAGAGGAAGGAGAAGGAGGAGAGAUGUUAGAUAUUGUUAAUGAGGAUGACGAAGCACUCCAAGACAGACAUGCAUUGUCAGGCCGUAGCAAGAAAUCUGUCGUCAUUGCUAGAGAGUAUGACGACGAUGAUGUUAUCUCUUUAGAUGAUGAUGACGACCUGGGACCGGGAGGACUAGAUGGGAUGAGGGUUGGUGAGGUGUGUGGGGGCGAGAUUGGACCCUUCUCCUCCAUCAAGUUGGAAAUCAUCUUUGCUCCACACACCCCAGGCAAAGUGGAUGUGGAUUUUGAGUUAAGAUUUACAGAUGAAGACUCAGAGACAAUCCACAUCAAAGGCUAUGCCACAGCGAUAGAUGUCCCUGUAUGGGUGGAGAGACAAACAAUAGACCUCAAGAUCUGCAUGUUUGAUCGUCUUUACCAAGACGCCAUCGUGGUGAACAACCGAGCCACCACGGCUCUGCGUCUGCUGUUCGAGGUGCAGAAAGAGCUGAGGAACUACAUGGAGAUCCUGCCCAAGACGGCUUACAUCCAGGCACAGUCGCAGUUCUCAGCUCAGCUCAAGUUUAUACCCAGACAUGGUCUUAUCAAGGAUGCUGCACAGUUCUUUGAUGAGGAGACUGGUGUCCUUGAAGUCCCUACGAUCAUCAAGGUCGCUGAUCAGACUCGUCCAGUUCCAUUCACCAUCAGUGCAGUAGUGACCAAGUCUGAAUUUGAGUUUGAUGUGGAAUCCAUCGACUUUGGUUACUGUACCAUCUACGAAUCUGUCAUCGCCACCGUCAAGCUCACCAACACUUCUGUUCUGUCACAGAAAUUCGGAUUUGUCAAUUUACCAGAUUUCAUCGAUGUGCAGCCCAACGAGGGCUUUGGAACUCUGCUACCGUUUGAGACGAUUGAACUGGACAUCAUCUUCAGUGCUCGGAAGGCCAAGGAAUACAGCUUUGACUUGACAUGCAAGUCGGGCAUUAACAGAGACUUUAAGAUCUCCUGCAAAGGUGUCGGAGUACACCCUCCUCUCGACCUCUCCCACUCCGUGGUCCACUUUGCCGCUACCGCUCUAGAGGAUAACUCCAUCACGUCUCUCUACAUCCUGAACACCCACACCAACGCCAAUGAGUUCACCCAUCCUGUACCUCGCAUUGGUAAGGGGGAGAUAGCCCCUGUAGGACCCACAUCCUUUGAGUUCGUCGUACCCAAAGGAGCCCCUAUUGCCAUUGCUCCCUCUGUGGGCACCCUCCAGCCUGGAAAGAAAACCUGCAUCUCUGUGAAGUUCAGUCCGAACCUAGGAGAUGAUGAGAUCAGAGAAGAAGCUGUGAGGUUGGUUGCAAGGAAUCAAGAAGCUAAAGCUAGAAAGGAGUUUGAAGAAGCUCAGCUAGCUGCCAAGAGGAAUGCUGCUGAAGCCGCUGAGGAGGAGGAAAAGAAGGGUAAGAAGCCUGCCAAGAAACCUGCCCAGAAGUCUGCAGGAAAGAACAAGCAAGGCAAGGGUAGCGCUGGUCUCACAAGACCGAAGUCAGUAGCCCCACCCAAGGCAGAGGAACUAGACCCGAUGUCUGAUGAUUAUGCAGCAGGAAAGGCCUCGUUGUUGAGACAGUUUGAAGGUGAUUUCAGCAGCUAUUCUAUCCCAUGCUAUGUGGCUUCAGGAGAGCCUGGGGAUCCAGGGACACUACCCUAUGAUGUCCAUAACACAUUGUUCUUGGAGGUCCAUGGCCCCACUGUACGUCCAUCCCUUGUGGUCAUCUCAAACCAUGGCCGUAGUGCAGUGGACUUCAGCGAAGUGUCCGUUGGUCAGAGGGUCAUCAAGUCUAUCACAAUUCAGAAUGUGUCUCCAGAGGCUGUAGAUCUCACAUCAUCUGUCCUGGAUACCGGAGGACCAUUCUUGAUGUUGAAUGCUCUGCGUAGUCUAGCUCCAGAUGAAACACAUACCAUACUCGUUGCCUUUGAACCUAUGAAAGCGAAUUUGUUCUAUGAAGUGCUGGAUGUCAAGUCGGGAGAACACACUCUUGGUAUCACCCUGAAAGGUCAUGGUCUGCUGCCAGAGGUCAAGCUCUCUCUGGCCGAUGACCAGCUGGACAUGGGAUAUGUCAUAGCAGGAGAGGAAGCAGAGGAGACGUUCAAGCUGGAGAACAUGUCAUCGUUUGCCAUUGACUACCGCAUCCUGCUGGAUAGUCUGUCCUAUCACAAGCAGCUAAGCCAGGGUGAGCUUCCUGCAUUCAUCAAGAGAGACACUACGAACAUGGUAGGACCGGCUAACUACGAUGGAAGGAGUGUCUUUGAUUGUACUCCCUCUGAUGGCACACUUCAGCCAGGCAAGAAGGUUGAGAUUCGAGUGCUGUUUCGACCUGACCAUGCGAGCAACCUCUACUCUGAUAUGGCUCGUGUACAGCUCUUUGGGAAGCAGGAGGCGCAUGCUAUCCGGCUAAAGGGCGUGGCUAAGACCAAGGUCAUGUUUAUGGAGGGUCACGAUGAGAUCUACCCCACUGUGGAAUCCCUCACUCUCCUUCCUGCACCUGAAGAAGAAGAGGUGGUAGACCCUAAGGCUGUGCCUCCUGCAAUCCUGACCUUACUGAGUUUCAAGGCUUUGAGUGUAGAGAAGGAGAUCAACCCAUCCACCAGACAGCUACACAUUGGGUGUAUCAGGAGUACAGCAGCUAGUCAGAAGAAGAAUGGAGAAUUCUUCUUUGACAACGCAGCAGCUCUAAGCAUACAAGGUUUCCAGGUAGAGCCUCAGAGAGGCAUGGUAGAUGCAGGGAGCACAAAGCCUGUUACAUUCACAUGGAAUCCACCCAAAGGGCAUGACCCUAAUCUCCCAAUUGAAAGCAGCAUCAUACUCAACCUCAAAGGGGAUGUCCUGGAAAGAUACAACAUUCUCCUAAGAGCUUUGGUGGUUUCAGAGUGAUCCCAUUCUUCAGUUAACAAGAAAAUGAGUGAUUCAAGUUGGGUGUUAGUGUUAGUGUUUAGAGCAAUCAAGAGCUCUUAAAUCAAGCUAAAAAUUUGCUGAUGAAAUUAAGAUACCGAUAUCAAUAUCGA
Strongylocentrotus purpuratus (purple sea urchin) is the source of this 5574-nucleotide messenger RNA. RefSeq names its product cilia- and flagella-associated protein 74. NCBI's taxonomy places the organism in Eukaryota, Metazoa, Echinodermata, Echinoidea, Camarodonta, Strongylocentrotidae. The coding region runs from base 107 to 5443 and encodes 1778 amino acids. The transcript has 36 exons. The record is from RefSeq and is a predicted model, not a curated record.